Molecule: messenger RNA, 670 nt
Organism: Cephus cinctus (wheat stem sawfly)
Lineage: Eukaryota; Metazoa; Arthropoda; Insecta; Hymenoptera; Cephidae
Exons: 2
Coding region: 16-354 (112 amino acids)
Source: RefSeq, a predicted model, not a curated record
UCCGCUCGGCGGCCGAUGCACGUGCGGUUGUUUUCAAAAAGGAACGUUCCGGCAUCUGUGUAUUUUCAACAUCAAAAUUCGAAAUCACGUCGUCUCGACUUUUCCAAAUUUGUACGCUUCGUAAAGAUUCACUCGCGUGACCGUCUUUGCACUUUCUGGAAGUUACUUUUACUUUUGUCCUAUAUAAUCUGUCCCACGCGUCAAUAUGAUUUCUUAUCUCUGUCCGGCAAUUUGCGUGAUGACUGUGGCAAAGAUGAGACAACACCUAUUUCAGAAUCCAUCCGUAAAACCUGCAGUGCAACCAGGUUGAACCUCGUGCUCUGCAGCGAGUACGAGCAAAGAUCAUCCCAAUGACCCGCCAGGUCACUUUGAUCUAACAAAGUGGAAAUGUCUGUAGAUUUGUAAAGAAAAAAAAAAAAAAGUGCGUUUUGUGAAACUCGUCCGUCCGAAUGUCGACAUGAAAAUACAGAAACCAUCACCCGAGUGUCCCACGGCGACCGAGCUGUGCCGAACGCAACUGUGGAGAGAGGAUCUGAGAAUGUCAGUGUCUUUUUUCGAGUCCGUGACGAGUUUCGCGUGUAACCUUUGAUCAGGACAUGUGAUCUAAUGGAAAGCAAUUAAUCAAUCGUGCGAUCGAAGGACGCGCCGAGUCCAUGAAGAUCAUCGGGCG